Messenger RNA from Vitrella brassicaformis, 2773 nucleotides. The record is from the annotation of a GenBank genome assembly. NCBI's taxonomy places the organism in Eukaryota, Vitrellaceae.
AACCCAGGCUGACUCAUCGUUUCAUUGCAUCUCAGCAGCCGCCAGGCUUGAGCGGCAGCAAUGACCGGCCAUCAGCGGGGAGCAGCUUGACUCAUCUAGUAGCCUUGUCGGCGAUGGAGGAUGAUUGUGAUGCAUCGGAGGACGGCAUGGCGAUAUCGGGUCCGGCAGCCGGCCAUCUCACCUGGCGAUGGGUCAUGAGCGAGGUACACACAGCCUCUCCUGUUCCCUUUGUUUUUGUGCAUGGUUCUGUUCGUCAGCUGCGUCUGCGUGACGAGAUCCGGCAGCUGCAGGAAAAGGUCAAGGUGAGCAUACUGAGAGAGUGCAGCCAACAAAACACCUGCAAUCGCCUUCCCCUGCUGUCGCAGCUGAGUUGUGAUGCGCGUCAAGAGGACCGCAGUGGUCCUUCUGGUGACGAGUUGAACGCCUUACUCGCACUCGACGAGGCCCUCAGCGCAGCGGCGGUGGCGCUAGAUGGCCCACAGCACACCAACGACGCCGACCCACCCGCUGAGGUACACACACGCAUACACAUUGACAAUGAGUUGGAAAAAAGAGGUGGAGACCGGUCUCUGUGUUCAUUGUCAUCCUUCGGCCUCACUCAGGUGGCCGCAGCUGAUUCCGAUUUGAGUGCCGCUGCCCCACCGCAGCCGUCAUAUCGACUCGUCCAUCGAUCGGGACGACCGCCACCCAACCAGCCGCCGGUGAGGACACAAAAAGAACGACCCGCCACCUCUGUGCACUCAAUCACAUCUGUCUGUGUCGGUCUGUCUGUGUCUAAUUCCUAGGCCCGACUUCGUCUCUCUCCUGACGAGCUUGCCAACGUCUUCGGCUUCACUCACCCCUGGGAGCUGACCCGUCGUCGCCGCGUCCUCGGCAAGACCAUCUUUAACGGGGCGGCCGCCAACUGCACGCACGUCACCAUCGACGGAUCGGCCGAGGGCGGCGUGCGGCAGCUGUGGGAGAGGAUGCCCCUCGAGACAGCCUACAAGUGGGGGCAGCGGUUCCGCAACAUCACUCGUCUGCACACCAUCCUCACCAGAGGCACCAGGCGCUGGUGCCGUGGCAUUUGGGUGGCCUUGAUCGAGGGCAACGCGGCGGCCGAUGGCGAGGAGCAGGAGCACGAGGGAGACGAGGGGCUGGUGGGGGGAGGGUCGGCAGACGCAGUGCCAUCCGCCUCGUCCAUCAAGGUCCUAAGCUUCGACCACGACCACGGCAAUUGGUUUGACCUGGACAGGUCGGCGGAUGCCACCGAGAGGUUGGCCGACCCAAUGUCUCCCUCCCCCUCACCCAUCAAGCUGUCUCAGCUGCAGCGAGUGCACGACAUUGGCCACUCAUACGCAGCUGUACGUGGUGGUCGCGGGUGGGUGACGCCGUCCCUACGCGUGCUGACCUUCUUCAACGAUCAGAGUGGCGUCUCGGAGGGCGUGCACAGCUGGAUGGGUGGGGAGGAGGGGGCGGAUGAGCACACGCGUCCUCAUCUGGAGGAGUUCCAUGCUUACCUGUCCCUGUACACGAAGCAGGUCCUCUUGUCCAAGGCCCCUAAGGACGGCAGCUCCCUCUCCCGCCUGCAAACUAUCGGACCCAUUGGACCUGUGCUCGACAACAGUCGGGCGGUGGACGAGCUGCGUCAGACUCUGGUGGAGCGGGGCUGCCGCAAGAGCCUUCGCGAGCUGCAGAUCCGCCUCCCCACCCGCGCCGAAAGAACCCACCAGCGCGUGCUGCGUGACAUUGGACAGCUGGUGGACGAGGUGGUGCGGCCAGAUGCCCUCGACAACGUGACGGUCACUGGGGAUCGGUCCGCGGGCCUCAUCAUGGACAUCGAGCUUAUCGGAUGGAUGAGCACAGAGUCGCCACAGGUAUGGAGCGACAGACACACCAAUGGCGUCGAUGCACACAGCAGGUCUCUGUGCUUGUGCAUAUGGCACCAGGUGCAGAGGAUCGUUCGUGCGUAUGCCGCGGCCGCGGCCAAGGUGCAGUACGAUGGCGGCGUCCUGACCGACCCCAACGCCACCGCCACCACCACACACUUCCCCCGCGCACACGCAUUCACCUUCACCAGCGGCCCCCCCUCCCAGGUGACCCUCGACGGCCUCGCCAGGACCGUCGCCAAGAUGCCCCAAUGCCGCUGCAUUAGCUUCGGGGGCCCUGGUGGUGAUGCACCUCUUAGCCGGGCCGUGUCGUUCUUCGAGGCCCUCAAGGGCCAGCUGGCGACCAGGGUGGUGGUCGUGGGGAGAGAGUGCUCGAGUCAGUGGCGAUUCCACAGAGGGUCAAGACCAUCCUAGACCACAGCGAUGCCCUGCAGGAGUGGGCCACGCAGGACCUGCCGGCCAUCAAGAACGUCAAGAUAGAUGUGUGGGGUAAGACCUGCCUGCGCACACACACGUCUUGCCUCAUUCAUGUACUGGGUAUGUGGUGGAUGUUUCUAGGUGACCUACCUCCUGGUAUGACAGCGGAUUUCUACGCAUCGCUGACGGCGGUGCUCGUCGCCUUCAUCCGCAGGCCCGGCGUGCACACGGCAUGCGCCCAGCUGAAUUCUGGAGGGCUGGCGGGAGAGGUGCGCUGGGUCUUCAACGACGAGCAAGCCACGCUCGACCGUCAUGCGGCGACCAGGCUGCUCAGAGACCACUACACUAUCAGGAUGAACGACGACACCAUCAUCUUCGAGAAAAGCACUUAGAUAGAUUGACUGAGACCACGCAGGGGAAGUACCCGGAGCUGGAGUGAGUGAUGAAACGGCCGGGUAGCUGGCUGCAUGCCGGGUGUCUUUCUGAAG